This is a messenger RNA of Tigriopus californicus, 1331 nucleotides long. Its product is annotated as ubiquitin-conjugating enzyme E2 N. The transcript is spliced from 5 exons. The coding region runs from base 307 to 762 and encodes 151 amino acids. The record is from RefSeq and is a predicted model, not a curated record. NCBI's taxonomy places the organism in Eukaryota, Metazoa, Arthropoda, Copepoda, Harpacticoida, Harpacticidae.
UAUUUUGUUGCCACAGACUACUUGAGUAGCACGAAGGAAGAGUUCACGGUCGAACCAAGAGCUAACUUUGCGAGCCUCGCCGACUGACUGGGUGUGUUGGUUUGCGUGUUUGUUUGAGUCCAACUGAAGCCCAGGACAUUGGUGUCCCUCCUGACCCGGACUCGAGCCCAUGAUACCCUUGUGAUCCGCCCUGUCGUGCUCACUACUUGACGCUUUGAAAUUGGCCCAUUCCAUUUCUGGUUGACUCCCUUACUCCUUCGCCCUCAAAAGUCUGUCCGGUCCGUGGCCCUUGAGCCUUUGUCUAUCAUGGCUGGAUUACCUCGGCGAAUCGUCAAGGAGACGCAGCGAUUGAUGCAAGAGCCUGUUCCGGGCAUUUCGGCCAUUCCUGAUGAUUCGAAUGCCAGAUAUUUUCAUGUGGUGGUGGCAGGUCCGGAGGGAUCUCCUUUCGAAGGAGGUGUGUUCAAAUUAGAGCUCUUCUUGCCGGAGGAUUAUCCCAUGUCCGCGCCCAAGGUCCGCUUCAUCACCAAGAUUUAUCACCCCAACAUCGACAAGUUGGGUCGCAUUUGCUUGGAUAUCCUGAAAGAUAAGUGGAGCCCCGCCCUUCAGAUUCGCACGGUGCUGCUCUCGAUUCAAGCGUUACUAUCCGCUCCGAACCCGGAUGACCCGUUGGCCAACGAUGUGGCCGAAUUAUGGAAAGUGAACGAAGUGGAAGCCAUUCGCAAUGCUCGAGAUUGGACAAGGACCUACGCCAUGGGCAACUGAAAUGCGCCUUCAACCUCUUACGAAGAAGAAUACCUUAAGACAACUAUCCACAUAAUCUUGCUAUUAUGAUCGCCGACGACGAUGACGAGUUCAAGUGUGUUUGAUCCGACGUCGGUCGCAAUCCUUUUUGAUCCCCUCAUUGUGACAUGGACCUUGAACCGCCUAGCUCCGCUUUGAUUAUAAAGAUAGAUAAAUCUACAUACAAUCCACCAGGAUACCACCACCCCCAACACCAUUUCUUCUGAUAAAAAUCACGUGCAUUCUCGUCCAAGGCCACACUCUUCAGCCCCAAUCCAAUCGCCACCAAGUUGAGAAGGUUCCUCCUCUCUUCACCGCCCAUUUUCGUUCCAUCUGUCUGGAUAUUCAUACACCUAAGAUAGCUAGCUAGAGCCCGGAUUUGCGACUGAUUCCGUGUAGGUAUUUGUCCCUCUCACCUCCGACCUCUGAAGCACCAAUAAUGGCUUAAAUAAUAUCAAGCUGCACUGUUUCGAUCGUUCAUCAUGUAAGAGGAGGACAACGGCAUUCAGGAGAAAAAAAAUAUAUUUUAUUCGUGAUAGUUAUCAACCAAA